UCUAGACGCUAAAAGAUGGCUAGCCCGCGGAGCAGGAAAGCUCCCACAGAAAAGGAAAAGGAUCAACUGGUUUGCGUCUCGGGGGAUGCCAGGGCGCAGCUUAUCUCACGGAUACCCCGCGAGUUGGACAACUUCUGGCGCAUGGAUCCGCGCGUGCCGGGUGGCCUGCUGAACGGCCACGCCUACCUCAGUUCGCCCAUUUUGAACAAAUCGCUGGCCUUCAGCGACUACGAGCGGCGAGUGAUGUCCAUUCACGGCAUGCUGCCGGUGGCAGUGCGCACCAUGGACGAGCAGGUGGCCGCCUGCAAGAUGCUCCUCAAUCAGAUGACCACCCGGACACAGCAGUUCAUGUAUCUGCGCAAUCUUGGAGGCACCAAUCGGCGGCUAUUCUACCGCCUGCUGGAGACCAACUGGAACACCUAUAUGCCAGUGCUGGAGAGCUCGGAGACGGACUUUCUGAUCAAGCUUCACAGUUUGUUCUUCCACAAACCGCAGGGCAUGUACAUCACGAUCAAGGAUCUGGGCCAUGUGGGUCAGAUGCUGCGGAAUUGGCCACGUCGCACCGUGCGCUGUGUGAUGGUCAGCAACGGCGCCUCUGUGCUUAGCAUCGGUGACUAUGGCAUCAACUCCAUGGCCGUUCUAUUGUCCAUUUUGCAUCAGAAUGUCAUCUUGGGCGGCAUACAUCCGGACUUCUGUCUGCCCCUGGUGCUGGACGUGGGCACCGACAACGAGGAGCUGCUGCAGGAUCCCCUGUACAUGGGUCUGCGCGAGCAUCGUACAUCCCACUUGAAAUUCCACCAGCUCUUUGACGAAUUCGCACUGUCCGUGCUGCAGCAGUUUGGCUCGCGAACGACCAUCCUGUGCAAGAACUUUGAUGCCCACAAUGCCAUCUACCAGCUGGAGAAGUACCGAGAGUUGCAGUGCUUCAUGGACAUUGACUUCCAGUGCCAGGGGGCCUGCGGCCUGUCCGGCGUGGUUGUGGCCAAUCGUCUGAAGAGAAUGCAAUUCAAGUGCAACACUUUCCUCUUCUAUGGCACCCAUGCCAUGAACAUUGGCAUGGCCCGCCUAUGCCUUGCCCUCUUCAAGAAGGAGGGUCUGAUCGAGGGCACAGCACGGGAGCGCAUUUGGUUCUUCGACAACAAGGGCCUGGUGGUGGGCAAUCGAAAGGGCAUACCCGCGGUGCUGCGCGAGUUCAUCAACUGUGGGAAGCCAACCACGGAUCUGGCGGAGGCCAUUGACCAGAUACGCCCCAAUGUCUUGGUCGGUGGCGGCGGGCAGCCGAAUGUCUUCACCAAGGAGGUGCUGCGCGCCAUGGAGCGGAGCGCCGAGCAGCCCAUCAUCUUUGCCAUGUCGCGGCCCAUCGAAAAUGCCGAGUGCUCCGCCGAGGAUGCCUUCACCUACACCAAGGGUCGGUGUAUCUUCAUCACGGGCUCGUCGCUGCCGCGUGUGAAGUAUGCCAACAAAUGGUACCAGCCGGGACGCAGCAACAGCAUCUAUCUGCAGCCGGGCAUUUUGCAGGGCAUCCUGCUGUCGGGCAUGACCACCGUGCCGGAUGAGACCUUCCUGGUGGCCGCCGAACGCUUGGCCUGGCUCGUCUGGCCCGACGACUUGGCCCAGCGCAAUGUUUACCCACCGAUACGGAAGAUUCAGUGCAUCAAUCAGCGCAUCGCAGAGGCCGUCUUUCUCUAUGCCUACCGCAAGGGUUUGGCCACGCUCUGGCCAGAGCCGAACAAUCCCACCGAGUACAUCAAGAGCCAAAAGUACGACUCCAGCUAUCGGACGGUGGCCAGUGAAGUGUACUGCAUGGAGGAUAGUGUAAUUUCCACAACCGAAUCCCACAAAUAUUACAAGGAGAACGCAUAGAUUCCACAAUUUGUUUGCCCG
This is a messenger RNA of Drosophila subobscura, 1884 nucleotides long. RefSeq names its product NADP-dependent malic enzyme. The transcript is spliced from 2 exons. Gene Ontology annotation, biological process: pyruvate metabolic process; malate metabolic process. The coding region runs from base 16 to 1863 and encodes 615 amino acids. The record is from RefSeq and is a predicted model, not a curated record. Gene Ontology annotation, cellular component: mitochondrion. Gene Ontology annotation, molecular function: malate dehydrogenase (decarboxylating) (NAD+) activity; NAD binding; malate dehydrogenase (decarboxylating) (NADP+) activity. Lineage: Eukaryota; Metazoa; Arthropoda; Insecta; Diptera; Drosophilidae.